Ictidomys tridecemlineatus (thirteen-lined ground squirrel) is the source of this 1163-nucleotide messenger RNA. The record is from RefSeq and is a predicted model, not a curated record. NCBI's taxonomy places the organism in Eukaryota, Metazoa, Chordata, Mammalia, Rodentia, Sciuridae.
UACCGGGAGCCGCGCGUGCGCAGAGGGAAAGAGGAAUCUACACCUUCCCGUCCGGCGGUAGCAACUGCAGAACUGCAGGAGACAAUCUUUCUAGACAAGGCAGUUGAGGAGGGAGCGCUUGGAGGGGGUUGGCCUGGUGUGCACUCCGCACCUCGGGGACGCUAUUGCGCGUGGAUCGGCAGUUUUGGGAAGGCUUUUGCCCAGAAGAAAAAAUGUUUGGUUUUCACAAGCCAAAGAUGUACCGAAGUAUAGAAGGUUGCUGUAUUUGCAGAGCUAAGUCCUCCAGUUCUCGAUUCACUGAUAGUAAACGUUAUGAAAAGGACUUCCAGAGCUGUUUUGGGCUAUUUAAGACUCGUUCAGGAGACAUCUGUAAUGCCUGUGUUCUGCUUGUGAAAAGAUGGAAGAAGUUACCAGCAGGUUCAAAAAAAAACUGGAAUCAUGUGGUAGACGCAAGGGCAGGACCUAGUCUAAAGACUACUUUGAAACCAAAGAAAGUAAAAACUCUAUCUGGAAACAGGAUAAAAAGCAACCAGAUCAGUAAACUGCAGAAGGAAUUUAAACGUCACAAUUCUGAUGCUCACAGUACCACCUCAAGUGCCUCCCCAGCUCAAUCUCCUUGUUAUAGUAACCAGUCAGAUGAUGGCUCAGAUACAGAAAUGGCUUCUGGCUCUAAUAGAACACCAGUUUUUUCCUUUUUAGAUCUUACUUACUGGAAAAGACAGAAAAUUUGUUGUGGGAUUAUCUAUAAAGGCCGUUUUGGAGAAGUCCUCAUUGACACACAUCUAUUCAAGCCUUGCUGCAGCAAUAAGAAGACAGCUGCAGAGAAGCCAGAGGAGCAGGGGCCCGAACCUCUGCCCAUCUCCACUCAGGAGUGGUGACUGAGGUUUAUGUAGAAGGGGAACAAAAAUGAUUUAAAUUUUGAAAAGACCACAAAGCAACAAACUGACCUUACUAUUUUUAACUUGGAUACCUGCUAUUCUGCCAAAAGACAAUUUUCUAGAAUAGUUUUGAAUGGGUUAUUUUUUCCUCCAGUCCCAUAAACUUUGAAGCCAGUGUCUAGCUUACUAAAAGAAAAAAGAAGUGUACAUAAUAUUUAAGAUGCUGAGUAUUUCAUAGGAAAGCUGAAUGCUGCUGUAAAGUGCUCUUUAAGUCUUUUUUUUUUU